AUGGACCGCGAUGACUACCCAGUUCGAUUGGUUGGUGGUAACACGGAGACAGAGGGUCGUGUUGAAAUCUUCUUCUACGGCCAGUGGGGAACCAUCUGUAGUUCCGAAUGGGAUCCGCGUGAUGCCAGCGUGGUGUGUCGUCAACUUGGCCUUUACGGUCCGAACACGUCCGUUACAGACGCAUACUUUGGCGAAGGAAGCGGUCACGUGUUGAUGAAGAAUGUUCAGUGCAUAGGCAACGAAACACAUUUGUCUGAUUGUGCUUUCCAAGGCUGGGGAAAUGACUGCUUCCACAACUUAGAUGCCAGCGUGUUGUGCCAGAUUGGUGAAGACUUCCCUGUGCGACUCGUUGGAAGAGAGGACACGAAUGGGCGAGAAGGAUUACUGCAGGUAGCCUUCAGGGGUGAAUGGGGAGCAGUUUGCGGUAGCGGCCUGCAGGCGUUGAGUUCCAUCGUCAUCUGCAGGCUACUUGGCUACAACGGAACCAGCAUGUCAUACCCGGUAGCGGUGCGCUCGCUCCCGGCGGUCCCGGGCAUUGCCACCAACCGCAUCCCGGACGACUCUACUGACCGAUGGAUCAGCAGGGCCCGCGGGGCGACGGUCCGCCGUCUGCCCCGGGCCCCUCACCGGCUCCCAUUCGCCGAGCAGCACCAGCUCAGAGAUCUCACAGAGGCUGUCACCCUCUCGCCCGCCAGAUUGACUCUAAACCUCAGCCAGCUGCGACGACACAAGACCUGGAGUCCCUUCCGGCCGUCCGUCCGUUCUCCCUCACAUGGGGCCCUCUCGGAGACCGAGGCGACUUCUAUUCUUCAACCAGAACCAUCCCCUCAAUCAGUCGCGGCGUCGGGACCACCUCCGCCUCAUGGUGACUCGUUCCGCUCGGAACACGGGUCGGCUCCUCCUCCCGCCAGCCUUCAGCCUGUCUCCUCCGAAGAUGAUGACAUCGACUAUGUGGCUGGUCUGACCCAGCCGGAAGAUAACCCUGACGCUGCCAGAGACAAGAUCUUGUCCGAUUCCUCUACUCGGCCGUCGGGCCCCGGUUAUCCCCGCCCACAACCGCCUCCAGAAGACCCCUGCCACGCCUCGCCAGUCGUGGAUUCUCGCGCCGUGCCCCCAGUCCCUCCGGAGGACGGCGCCGGUGACUACUUCCAUUCAUCUUCGGCGGCCGCCGAUCCCGAACCCGUCGGCGGCCGCCCAGGCAACUUCAUCGGGUUCUGGCGGGAAAUCACCUCGGACAGCUGGGUCCUCUCCACCGUUGCCUACGAAAAUUCCCUCGAGUUCACGAGUCCCCCGUCGUCAGGGAUGGUCUUCCGUUCCACUCCUCCCCCAUACGACAAAUCCAAGCGCCUAGCUCUGGAGGAGGAGAUCUCAACACUAUUACCCAAACGAGCCAUAACACCGGUAUAUCCAAACCAAUUAUCCACCGGUUUCCAUUCGUCCUUUUUCCUGACACGCAAGAAAGAACCGGGAAAAUGGCGACCGAUAAUCAAUCUUAAACCGCUCAACAAGUUCAUGAAGCCAAGGAUCGCAAAGACUGUUGCCCCCUACUUACGACGGCACGACGUCCUCAUUUUUCAAUACCUGGACAACUUGCUGAUCGUCGGUCACUCCCCCGACGAGGCCAGAGCCUGCACCUCUCUCACCCUCGAUGUCACAACUCGCCGGGGGUUCCUCGUCAACCACGACAAGUCGGCCCUCGACCCAGCACAGCGGCUGACCUACCUUGGGGCGAUCCUUGACCUUCACAGAGGCAUCGCGGGCCGGACACCGGAGCGCAUCCUCAACCUACAACAAUGUGUCAUUCAGUUUUUGCGAUCCGAGGCACCUCCGGCGCUAGCCUGGCUCCGUCUUCCCGGACCAAUGGCCAGCCGCCUCCGCAUCCUGGUCGUAUUUCAGAGGCGUUUCCUUGGCGGAUAUGUGCCAGGCGGCUUGCUGGAAAUCCCCUUCCACCUUCACCAAGUGCUAACUGAAGGAUGUUCUGCGGAGCGAGACUGCUCACGGCGCAGCAACGUUUCGCUCGAUCAUUGGGACAGCAUCAAGCGCCGUCCCACACCGAAUGAACUCUUCAUUGUAGAUACCCUUUUCUCUGAUGACGAGUUUCCAAUUCGACUGGUUGGAGGUCUGACAAAUACAGAGGGGCGUGUCGAGAUUUUAUUCAGGGGGCGAUGGGCGAAUGUGGAGGACGAUGGUUGGGAUCGGACGGAUUCAGGUGUCGUGUGCAGACAACUUGGAUUUGGCGGACCCAGUUUAGCUGUGCUGAACAUUUUUGGUGAAGGACGCGGCCCUACACGUAUGAACAGAGUCAACUGCCAAGGCAAUGAGGACAGGUUGAUCGACUGUCCUUUCUCGACUAGUAACCGUGAUUUUAUCAGGAAUGAUUUCAACCCAAAACAAAGCCAUCUUGGAGUGACAUGCCAAACAGAGGAAGCGUUCCAAGUUCGCUUGGUGGGCGGGCCUAAUGCGAGAUCAGGGCGCGUAGAACUACAGUUCCGAGGUCAAUGGGGUGCAGUUUGUGGUGCCGUUUGGGCGACAGCUGAUGCUAGCGUCGUGUGCAGGCAACUUGGAUUUGACGGAGCCAGUAUUGCCACUGCUGGCAUUGUGUCGCAUGACACUUUCCAGGGCUCUGUGUAUAUAGAUGUUGCCUCUUGCCGUGGCAAUGAAAGUAGGCUUAUUGAUUGUGAGAUGAAAAAAGGACAUCGUUUGGGUGACUAUCAUUGUGCCGGCAGUAUAUAUGCGGAGGCCAUAUGCCAAGCAGAUGAAGAUUUCCCGGUUCGGCUGAUGGAUGGUGCUUCGGAUGAAAUUGGACGUGUGGAAGUGUACGUAAGCGGACAGUGGGGAUCUGUAUGCUCUAGUAAUUGGAACAUAGAGGAUGCACGUGUUGUAUGCAAUCAGCUGGGCUUUGAUGGAGCUGAGGCAUCUGUUUACCGGCCCUUACUUCCGCCCGGAACAGGGCCGGUCUUCAUGAACAGCGUUCGGUGCGUUGGUAAUGAGUCGAAGCUCGCUCAUUGCCAAUUUCAUGGCUGGAAAACCUACGCACAAUUUUGUGGAUCAAAAAGAGUUGGCGUUGUCUGCAAAGAUGUGUUCAGACGUACAUGCCCACCGCCAGAAGCCAGACUGGACUAUAGCGGACUUUAUGUAAUAUCAGUCCUCGUUCCCAGGGGUGAUUCAUCAGCAAACGUUUCUUGGAGCAAGCCAGUUGUUAAAAACCAACCGGAGAAGUCUGUGGAAUACACCACAUGCCAGCAGGUGGGGGGAAACGCCACUCCAUGGCCCUGUCAGAGCGGGGAUCAAUUUAAUGUGACUUACAACUGGCGAGUCCAAAAAGUCGGUUGGGACACGUUAGUGGAGUAUGUGGUCUUGGAUCGAAGCGGAAGUAAAAACAUCAGUCACACCUGCUCAUUCUACGUGUCUGUACGAGAGAAGGCGUUUGAUAACGCAUUGGCGCCCGUGCGUCCCCCACUUGACAGAGAAGUCAUCAGCACCCUCCAACCUGUCGUAUCAGUAUUAGUUAACUGCACACAUAAUGUCACCUUUGACCCAAUACUGGGACCUCUGACCUGGCUGGAAACUAUGCCGGGAACACAGGCGGAAUGUGUAGAGAGAUGCCCUCCCGUGAGCCAGAAAUAUGGUAUGCCAUUAGCAGUCAGGAACUGUUCUACGAGCGGUAUCGAGGGCAGAAUUUCAAGAUGGCAAAAUCCAGAGAUACGAAACUGUGGUCCAAUCCGAAUUACAACUGACCUCAAACAGGUUUCUCAGCUUCCAGUUGUGAGAGCUAAUGUUACAACAGUUGCUGAAUAUCUUGCUUCGAAGACAUCCAAGACAUCAAAAUUCGACGAUGUGACUCUGGAACACGCUUCAGAUAUCUUGCAUGUCUUGGCCUGUAUGGGUGUUGGUGAACCGAAGAUUACUGAUUAUCUUCACGAGGCUGUCAGUAACAUCAUGAAGUCCUUACACGCUAACAGGGGGAGCGAUUGUCGACGCAGCCGCAGUCUUGUCUCCAUUCGAGAUUCCAUUCAGACGCAGAUCUCGUCAUCGCUUCGUCAGGAGGGCGCUGUUAGAAUCCACAAGGAAUUCAUUCAGGCUAAGGCGGUUGGUCUCAAUUUGUCCCAUGUCGGCAGUGACCUGAGCUUCGCCUGGUUCAAAAGUAAACUAGGAGCUGAUACACUUGUAGGGUCAGACAUCAGGAUGUACGAUAGUAUCAGUGAGAUACCAGGUGAUGCGUCCACUACGAUCAGUUUAUCGGGAAGAGUCCUACAGUUGGCACAGGCGAAGUUAGGCAACAACACAUUUGAGCAGAUUCAUGCGACUUUUGUCAUCUAUGGGGAUGACACUCUCUUCCCUUCUUACCGCAUGACGAAGUCUGAAGGGGGGAAUCAUUUCACUUUUCCUGGGGGCGUGGUCUCAAUCAGUGUUGAUGACGUGCAACUGACCAAUCACUCGGUACCAGUCGUCGUUGAAUUUCAGGUUCCAGUGAUAGAUGACACUCAGUUUGCCGUGUGCGUAUUCUGGGACUUCACUCUGGAGAACGGAGCCGGUGAUUGGUCAAAUGUUGGAUGUGAGAUUAACCUACUGACCAAUGGGAGAUACAGAUGCCUGUGUAACCAAGCAACACACUUUGCCAUAUACUUAGAGAUGGCACGAGAGUUGAGAGUACAUCAGCGUAAGCUGGAUCCUAUCGUGCGAAUAAGUUGCAUCAUUUCAGCAAGUUUUUACUUGUUACUUCUUGCAUUUCUCACCUUGCGGAGGCUUCGAGGCAGCACAUUCAGCCCAAGCUUUGCUCAGUUCAUCCUCUCCUUGUUGAUGCUUUACUUGGUGUUCACCGCAGGAGUCGACACUGCAAAGGGUUCUGCAUUCUGGUGCGUGGUGGUGUCUGCUCUACUGCAAUAUUUACCACUAACAACCUUGGUGUGGACAGCCAUCGAGGCGAGAAGCGUCUACGUCAGUGCAAGACCGACAGACCAGGCAAUAAAAAGUCCUGUACGUGUAACGAUAGCUAGCCUUUUGGCAUGGGGCCUCCCGAUGCUGGUGACAGGUGGAUCGUUGUUUCUUACAUUCGACCUUCAUGGCAGGGGAGAUUUCUGUCUUCUUGGUGAUGAACUACCACUGUACUUCGGCAUUGGUUUACCAUUUUGGUUAAUUUUGAUUCACAACCUUGUCCACUCGGGCCUGGUGUUGGCCAUUAUCUGCAAGACUUGGAAUCAACCUUCAUCCAGGUGGAUUAUUGGGCAGUUGGGGGCCUUCAUUGGCACAUACACCUUGAUAACUGCAACUUGUUACUUUGGGUUCCAAACAGCACGUUAUCCGUCGGGGAGUUAUACUUACAUCUUCUGCGCAGCAAUCUUCAUACAGAUGAUCGUCACAUGCUGUGCACUGUUGGUGAAACUGAGAGAGACUUUUGAUGCUGGUAGAUCGAAAGCUGCAGACGACAAAAGUGAAGCAGAGAGAGAAUCACCUCUUCAAGAUUCAUCUGAAGUCACCAUCUCUCCGCCUGUCUCGUGUGGUAGUAAGGGCCUUGAGUUGAACAUCAUGGAAUCAGGCAUAUUUGACUAGAUAGAACGAGAUAGGGUCAGGGUGGUGCUUUUUACAUCACAUGAUUCUCAAAGGUGUAAAAAAAUUAAUGAUUUUGCGAAAAGUGUUCUCGUCAUGUCUUGUUCGGGAAAGGCUUUGUGGCUCUCUUUUUGUUCUCAGCAUUAAAUUCUAAGAAGCGUGUUGUCUGUUUGGAAAUUGGGUGAAACACUUGUACAUACUUUGAAUGAAGGGAAGUGAAAUACACCAUAAAUUUUACCUUUUGUUAU
Molecule: messenger RNA, 5795 nt
Organism: Acanthaster planci (crown-of-thorns starfish)
Lineage: Eukaryota; Metazoa; Echinodermata; Asteroidea; Valvatida; Acanthasteridae
Cellular component (GO): membrane
Source: RefSeq, a predicted model, not a curated record